AUGACCGUCUUGACUGGAUCGAAACCUCCCUGCGGGGCAAGUUCACAGAAACCUCAGAGCACAGAACCAGAGAUAUACUGUUCCCUAACAGCAUCCCUCGACUUCAGCAACGACGCAGAAGAAAAAUGGUGGACACGAACAGCUCCUCUGCUUUCCAGAAUCCUCGAUGCAGCCGGGUACACGCUUCCCCAGCAAUGCCAGUUCCUGACCCUCUACAACACACUUAUGAUCCCGAACUUCGGGCCUUAUCCUCAUGUAUGGCACUCCUCGAUAACGCACUCUGGGCUUCCUGUGGAGUUUAGCGUCAAUUAUCAGCCCGACAAGCAGCCAACCGUGCGUAUUGGUUUCGAACCUGCCUCGUCCAUUUCGGGCACUACACGGGACCCUUACAAUAUGAUCACCGUGUCAAAUGUCCUGAACAAAAUGUCCGGGCUCAACUUCAAGGGCUUUGACCCAUCUCUGUUCCACCAUUUGAUCGGCUCACUUACCCUCUCGAAGAAGGAAAGUGAUCUGCUCCAGGGCGCGAAGCUUGAAGGCUCCAAGUUCAAGACGCAGGUGGCUUUUGGGCUGGAUCUCAAAGGUGACGCCGUGACAGUCAAAACUUAUCUUUAUCCUGCGUUGAAGUGCAAGACCACGGGACUCGCAUUUGACAAACUUCUGGAGAACGCCCUCUCUAAGCAUCAGAAUGUGCACGAUUUUUCUCGGGUGCUCUCAGUUGUCAAUGAGUACAUGGAGGAGGGGCAGUGUUAUAAUCAGUACUCAUUCGUUGGAUUUGACUGCGUGGACUCUUCAAAGUCCCGAGUGAAGAUCUAUGGGGCUUUGCUAGAUAUAUCUUGGAAGAAAGUGGAGGAGGUGUGGACACUUGGCGGACGACUGGCGAAAAGUGAAACCAACAAAAAGGGUAUUGGGUAUAUGCGGGCCCUUUGGGAGUACCUGACACCCGGAAAGGAACGACGCCCUGUGGGAAUCUGGAAUUACGAGCUUUUACCCGGAAGUGGAGAGCCGAUGCCCAAGUUCUACGUGGACAUGCAUGGCGAGAAUGAUUGUCAAAAUGCGCUGGGCAUAUCAAGGUUCCUGCACCAUAUUGGCUUGACGACAAAAGCUGAAGGCUUCAUCAGAGAAAUCCGGGAAUAUUUCCCCGGUCUGAACCUUGAGGAAACAACUGAAGUGAUUCAGUAUGUAUCAUUUGCCUGGAGUAAAGAUGGACCUUAUUUUAGUGUUUAUUACCUAUCGUCCUACUGA
Molecule: messenger RNA, 1242 nt
Organism: Penicillium maclennaniae
Lineage: Eukaryota; Fungi; Ascomycota; Eurotiomycetes; Eurotiales; Aspergillaceae
Product: DMATS type aromatic prenyltransferase
Exons: 3
Coding region: 1-1242 (413 amino acids)
Biological process (GO): alkaloid metabolic process
Molecular function (GO): transferase activity, transferring alkyl or aryl (other than methyl) groups
Source: RefSeq, a predicted model, not a curated record